UGCUUUGCAUAGUGGGAAUACUUCCUGUUUGCUUCAGAACAGGUCUGUGCUGUGGGUGGCAGAGAAGCAGGUCUAAGAAAAGUGUUCACUUCAGCAGAGGCGUCACACUGUUAGGCUAAAUGGACUCUUUGAAAGGGGGCUGCCCUCACCAGAGUGUUCCUGUAGAGAUGGACGAGAGCAUGACACCCUCCAGUCUGGAGUUGGCCUGCCCCCCCCCCUGCAGACAGUGCAGUGGACAUACAGUGAUCACAAGGUCUCAGAUACAAGCCAGCCAUGAGCAGGCGGGGGGGGGCGGCACACACUGAGGGCCCAUGGAGACUCCCUGAGAAACAGCUGCGGCUUCAACCCAGAGCAGAGCCCCCCCUUCAUCUAAUGCCUCCCCACCAUGCAGAUGUUAGGCUGCAUGGCCUCAGAGAGCAGUCUCCACUGUAUGGGCGGGACUUGCUGGUUAACCACGCCAGAGGCUUUGUGGGUAAUUCAGACUGGCCCCAGCAUUACUCUGUGGAGGAGGAUGAACGCUUGGACCCCCCCCUCACACUCAGGUCUGGAGAUAACUUCACCGACUACGUCCCUCCACCACACCCUGCCUGUAUGCCUGGCCAAAAUCAAUGUCUGUGGCGUCAUGGCAGACAGCGUGCAUGCUGCCCUCCAGCACAACUGCACCAUCACACUCACAAUAAUCAUCUUUAUAAGUAUGAUUACCCAGCAGAUCCAUGCGGGGAGCAUCAACACCCCCAACAGUCAAGGAAUUCCCCCCAUAAUAGACUACAACUUAAAGAUGAUCCAAACACCCCCCAUGGAUCUGUGGCUCAGCGGGCAGCCCCUGCCUGGGAUGUGAUGCGUGAGGUCAGUGUGCAUCGCUCCCUCCAGCCUGAUCCAGGGCCAGCCACCCAGGAGAUGAGGAGGACCAUCAGCCUGCCUGAGGAGUGCAGGAAUGUUUUCAUCACAUAUUCAGUGGACACCGCCAGAGAAAUCAUACCUUUCACCACAUUUCUGACAGAUCAAGGGUUCAAACCAGCAAUUGAUAUAUUUGACAAUCCAAUCCGAAGAAUGGACAUCACCAAAUGGAUGGACAGAUUUUUGAAUGACAAAUCAGUACUCAUCAUCGUGGUCAUCAGUCCCAAGUAUAAGGAGGACGUGGAGGGAGAUGGGGACGACGAGCACGGCCUGCACACCAAGUACAUCCACAACCAGAUCCAGAAUGAGUUCAUCCAACAAGGCUGCCUGAACUUCAGACUGGUCCCUGUUUUGUUCCCUAAUGCAACAAAG
Gymnodraco acuticeps is the source of this 1269-nucleotide messenger RNA. RefSeq names its product TRAF3 interacting protein 2a (gene traf3ip2a). Gene Ontology annotation, biological process: humoral immune response; positive regulation of canonical NF-kappaB signal transduction. NCBI's taxonomy places the organism in Eukaryota, Metazoa, Chordata, Actinopteri, Perciformes, Bathydraconidae. The record is from RefSeq and is a predicted model, not a curated record.